AUGCCGAAACCGCAUCAGACAAAUGGCUCAGACUUUUCGGACGCCGAGAUCGACCCCAGGGCCGAGAGCAGACUCGUCAGGAAGCUGGACUUGAUCAUAUUUCCUACCUUCUUCGUGAUCUACAUGAUGUCCUUCCUGGACCGCAUCAACAUCAGCAAUGCGCGUAUUCAGGGAAUGGUCGAGGACCUUGACUUGACAGGCAACAAGUUCAACAUCGCGCUGUUUACCUAUUACAUCUCUUAUAUCCUGUUGGAGGUUCCUUCCAACAUGGUUAUCAAGCGAUUUCGCCCUUCCUUGUACCUGUCGACUCUGAUGUUCUGCUGGGGAAUUAUCAAUAUGUGCAUGGGAUUUGUACACUCAUACAAUUCGCUUAUUGGCCUUCGAUUCCUCCUCGGCAUCUUCGAGGCUGGUGUCCUUCCGGGAAUCAUUUAUGUCACAUCCAUGUACUACAAACGACACGAGUAUCAAAAGCGCAUGUCCUUCUUCUUCUGCAGCACCGUCGUCGCUGGCGCAUUUGGCGGACUCCUGGCCUACGCGAUAUCCAAGCUUGGGGGCCAACAUGGGCUUGCUGCCUGGCGCUGGAUCUUCAUCAUCGAAGGCGCUAUAACCUCCACAUUUGCAAUCUUUGCCGCUUUUCUCAUAAUUGACUGGCCGGAGCAGACCAAGUAUCUCACCGCGGAGGAAAAGGAGCUGCUUCGCCGCCGCCUUGCAGCCGAUAUCGAUGAAACGUGCCGCAUGGACGUUCUCAACAAGGCUUCGUUUCAACGGAUCAUAUCAGAUUACAAAAUCUGGCUCGGAGCUUUGAUUUACAUGGGUGUCGGUGUUCCAGGUCUCUCGGGAACCUUCUUCCUCCCUACGAUCCUCCUCGAGUUCAACUGGAAAGCUCAAGAGGCGCAAGUCCGUACGAUCCCCGUUUACGUGCUCGCAGGCGGCACCAUGGUCAUCGGUGCCUGGGCUUCAGACAAAUUGAGACAUCGUUUCAGCUUCUUCGUCGCUGGAACGAGCAUGGUCACCAUUGGUUACGGGAUGCUGCUGGCUCAGGAAGGCAAGUCUCGGGACUACAAGUUCGGCGCCGUCUUCUUGGUCUUUGGAGGCGCCUACAUGGUUACACCCAUGGCGCUUGCAUGGCUUCAGAAUAACCUUUCUGGCCAUUGGAAGCGUGCAUUUGGCUCGUCCAUUCAAGUAACGAUAGGGAACAUUGCUGGCAUAAUCGGAAGCAACAUCUACCUCGUCGACGAAGCACCCACUUAUGUCACUGGAUACAGCGUUUCGCUUGCCAUGAUGUGGUUGGGAAUGAUCUCUGCGACAAUACUCUUUCUACUCAUGUGGAGAGAGAACAAGAAGCGUGAGGCCGGAGAAAGGGAUGAUAGACUGCGCUUGCUGGAGGACGAAAAGAACAACUUGGGCGACGACUAUCCCACCUUUCGAUUUACUCUUUGA
This is a messenger RNA of Trichoderma reesei QM6a, 1440 nucleotides long. RefSeq lists its product as uncharacterized. Gene Ontology annotation, cellular component: membrane. The transcript is spliced from 2 exons. NCBI's taxonomy places the organism in Eukaryota, Fungi, Ascomycota, Sordariomycetes, Hypocreales, Hypocreaceae. Gene Ontology annotation, biological process: transmembrane transport. Gene Ontology annotation, molecular function: transmembrane transporter activity. The record is from RefSeq and is a predicted model, not a curated record. Bases 1 to 1440 code for a protein of 479 amino acids.